Molecule: messenger RNA, 276 nt
Organism: Anisakis simplex (herring worm)
Lineage: Eukaryota; Metazoa; Nematoda; Chromadorea; Rhabditida; Anisakidae
Source: the annotation of a GenBank genome assembly
AAUGAUUUGGUUGAACUGAAUGAGGUUCGUGAAGGUCAGUAUGUUAUGGCUCCACUGGAAAACGGUUUGUAUGCUCGAGCUCGAGUCAUUCAAUUGGCAGUUGGUGGAGACAAUGAUAGUUGUGCAUCGAAAGUUGCGAACUAUGCGAAGGUUUUGUUCAUCGAUGAGGGUACGACAGGUUGGUUGGCCAUCCCGUGUUUAGCCAAAAUGGAUCCAAUUCUCUCGUAUCAUCCUUGGCAAGCUAUAGCCGUAUCUCUGUUCAAGGUGGUUCUCUAG